Saccoglossus kowalevskii is the source of this 612-nucleotide messenger RNA. RefSeq lists its product as uncharacterized. The record is from RefSeq and is a predicted model, not a curated record. NCBI's taxonomy places the organism in Eukaryota, Metazoa, Hemichordata, Enteropneusta, Harrimaniidae.
AUGGAUGAAAUUGAGUACAUUAAAGAUGAUGGUAUCACAAGAGCCACAGUGGAAUGGGGAAUGGACCGUACAGAUCAACGCAGCAACAAUCUUGAUGGUAGAAUGAACCUUUAUGGUACUGGUUCUGGUGCCAACGCAUACACUGGUCUGCGACACAUGAUGAGUUUGAUAACCGAGCAUCAUACUUCUGGGACUACGAUUCAAGCAACUAUGUAUGUAUCACAGAUUUUCAUAGUAGCACAAACACAUUUACCAUAUGCUAUGCAUGUCUUGAUGAUUUUAAAUUACGGCCUUGAUGAAAUAGUUGCUGGAGGAAAAACUCCAACUAAGUCUGUUGUAUCCAUGUCUGUUGGUGCUGGUGCUAGUAUAUCACUAGACAAUGCCGCUAUUACUGUUGGUGCAACCGACGUUAACGACUAUCGAGCAGGUUUCUCCAACUGGGGCGACUUGACAAAUUUGCACCUCGUGUUGCUGUUAGAAGCGCCUGGUGUUGCCGCUGUACAUCUGGGUGCUGGCACUUGUAACGACAAUGCCAGCUGUAGAAAUCAAAUUGUUGUUAUUUUGCGACUAAAUAUACACAAUAAGCAAAGGUUAUUUUAUCAGAGAACAUGA